AUGCCUGACAAAGGACACUUGGACCGAGUCAAAAAUGGUCGCCAAGGCAGUGUGCGGAGCUCCGUCGGACCUUGCUCGGAGAUCGGCGCAGUUUGGCGCGACGCCAAACGCCGUCCGUCGCCCGGCGCGCGACACAAUGACCGCGAGCGUGAACGUGAAAAAAGGCGUGACUGAUCGACUGAUCGACCGAGUCGAGUGCUGUCGAGUCUUGUCGAGUGCGAACCCUUGCGAACCGAACCGAGCCUGACCAAGCUCCCAUCAGUCUCGGGAACUCCUCCUUCGUUCCCUUUCCCGCUCACACCCCAUAUCUUCCUCCGCUUCCCCACGCCACUGCCCUCUUUCACACUAUAACAGUGAGUCAUUCCAGACACGCGAGGUAGUCGUGUAUGGCCAGUCGCUGAGCAGCCGCCUCGGACGCCCUUUGCCAGUGUCGCCCAUUUCCAUCAACGGCUCCGGCGAUGCUCCUCGACGGGCGAGCGUGUCGGUACGACCGAUCCAGAUCCACACCGGCUCGCCCCCCUUGAACUCUGCUUCCGUCACGUCCCCCCUCUUUGCGACCUCGCCCCCAAACUCGGCCCUGUUUGGAUCGCCGCCGGCCGGUUCGGCUCAUUCGGGCGGACGCUCGUUGACGGCUUCCCACAGCUUCUCGGCUCGCGUUGGCAAGGCCUUGGCCCCGUUCCCCAUCAACGAGUCGCCCGUCAAGAUCCUCCUGCUUGAGAACGUCAACACGGCCGCCGUGGACUUGCUCAAGGCGCAGGGUUACCACGUCGACGAGAUCAAGUCCGCGCUCGGCGAACAGGAGCUCAUCACCAAGCUUAGGGAGGGCGGCUACCAGGCCGUCGGUAUCCGUUCCAAGACCAAGGUCACCGCCAAGGUCAUCUCCGAGGUCCCUUCUGUAAGUUUGACAAGUCCAGGACCGUGGUCACUUCCCCGGGGGUCCAGCGCUUUGCCAAGCUCUUGCCUGCGAAGGGCCUCGGAUGACUCAUCGACGACCACCUUCGCAAACACGCGCGUGUCUAACUUUUGCGCGAUCUUCAUCUUCCUCCCUACAGUUGCUUGUCAUCGGCUGCUUCUGCAUCGGCACAAAUCAAGUCGAUCUCAUCGCAGCUGCCAAGGCCGGUAUCGCCGUCUUCAACUCGCCCUUCUCCAACUCGCGCUCGGUCGCCGAGCUCGUCAUCUCCGAGGUUAUCGCGCUCUCGCGUCAAUUGUGCGAUCGCUCGAGGGAGAUGAGGGAGGGCAUCUGGAACAAGGUCUCCAAGGGAUGCUGGGAGAUCCGCGGCAAAUGCCUCGGCGUGAGUGUUCAAGCCAGGACUAUUUGAUUGCGUGCCGGCGUUGACCAGGAACGUGCACGCCUACAGAUCGUCGGGUACGGUCACAUUGGAAGUCAAUUGUCGGUCUUGGCUGAGGCGAUGGGAAUGUCGGUUCUCUACUACGACGUGAUGCCCAUCAUGCCCCUUGGCUCGGCGAAGCAGGUCGAUACGCUCGAUGACCUGCUCGGCGCGGUCGACUUCCUCUCGCUGCACGUGCCCGAGCUGCCCGAAACGACGAACCUCAUCUCGGACGCGCAGCUCAACCUGAUGAAGGACGGCGCAUACUUGCUCAACAACGCCCGAGGCAAAGUCGUCGACAUCCCCGCUCUCGUGCGCGCCCUUCAGUCCGGCAAGCUCGCGGGUGCUGCGAUCGAUGUGUUCCCGUCGGAGCCGGCAGCGAACGGCCCCAACUUUGGCGAUGCGCUCAACACAUGGGCGACCGAGCUGCGAGCGUGCCCGAACCUCAUCCUAACGCCGCACAUUGGUGGUUCGACCGAGGAGGCGCAAUCGAUGAUCGGUGCGGAGGUCGGCUCUGCCCUGAUCCGCUACAUCAACUACGGCUCGUCGAUCGGCGCGGUCAACUUCCCCGAGGUCUCGCUUCGACCCAUCCUGUCGGACGGCACCGUUCGCUUGUGCCACGUGCACUUGAACCAACCUGGUGUGCUCAAGAUUGUGAACUCGAUCCUGGGGGAACACAACGUCGAGAAGCAGUUCUCGGAUUCUAAGGGCGACACGGCUUACCUCCUGGCCGAUAUCUCGCACGUCGGCGAGGCCGAGAUCAAGGAGAUUUACGAGGCCAUCUCGGGUACGAGGAGCAACAUUGCCACAAGGAUGUUGUUCUAA
Messenger RNA from Microbotryum saponariae, 2153 nucleotides. The record is from the annotation of a GenBank genome assembly. Lineage: Eukaryota; Fungi; Basidiomycota; Microbotryomycetes; Microbotryales; Microbotryaceae.